CAUAUCCUCAUGGAGUUGGCUUUGUGCACAGGGGCACAGUUUAAUGACCAACCACAUGUAGCUGGAAAUGUUAGAUGUCUCAAUACUUUUGUGCAUGUAGUUUAUUUUAGACGGUCUCUCACAAUUUAAUAGUGUUUUUAUUCCAUUUCACCUUCAUGUGCUCAGGAGAACUACUACAGGGGUUGACAGAUUGAUUGCAGACAUUUGUGCGUUCCUCUGUUCCAACAUUGUGUUUUGCCAGAUUCUGUUUUCAUUCCUGUUUAAUGAGCUCAUUCUUCUUGACAGAACAAUCCCAAUAAACGGUUUAACCAACCAAACAACAUUCAGAAAAUAAACCCAGAUGAUGUGGAUUCUCUUGAGCACAUAAUAUCGCAACCCAAACUAAAGGCAAUGUUCAUGUUUAAUAUAAAAGCACAAAAACAGCCAUUGAUGAGGUCUAGAUUAAAGACCGUAUGUGGACAUCGAACAUGUCUGCAGUGUCUAUAUACAAUCCAUGUAUAAAUUAAAAAAUUGCAUCCAAGUUUGCCAUAUAAAUUGACACCAUUCUUUUGUCCAGCUGUCCUUUUUAAUACGAUGUUGAGCUUUACACUCGUCCUUUAUCCAGAUAUGCAACAUGAGGAAAAAGUGUGCUUAUAAUAGAAACCACAGACAGGUUCUUGUAAAAGCAUCAAGUCAUCCAUUUAAGAGACUCGGAUUUUCCACCCCGCUCUCUUACUGCUUGUAAUAACGUAAAACCAUAUCCAGAGUCCAGUAUAGCUUCAGGCAGAUGUGUCCAGUAAGAUUAGAAGUAACAUUAUAAAUAGCUACUAAACGCCACACUUCAUGUUUUUAUAAACCAGUUGUCUUAUUUGUGUUAUUGUCUCUAAAGUGCCACUAAAAAUCUUGACACAUUGUAAAAAUGGUGAUUUUAUUUAAGAGGUCUGAUUUCUAUUAUAUUAAUUGAUGCUGGAUGAAUUUUGACAAUAGCAAAUUUUCUUUCAGUUUUAUUUGUAUUGCGAUUUUAAUAGAAAUGUUCUCAAAGCAGCUUCACAAAAAAAUAGAUUGCAUUUCAAAUUCAUAAAUUAGUCUUAGUCUAGUUUAUCCCUGAUGAGCGAGUCACUGUCGACGAUGGCAAAAAAUGACCAGAGAUGGUAUGAGGAGCAAACUUUGGAUCAAACCUGACAUUUUCUUGUAUUUUAAAACAGAUCAAAAACUUUCAGUAUCAGAUCAGUAUUUAUGGGAGUGUUACAGAUAAACCUGUGAUCACUCUUUUCAAAAUCAACAUUAUGGAACAUUUACAUUCCAUACAUCAUUUACAAAUUUAAGGAAAACCGAAAUGCAUAGAAUAAAAAAUGCAGGAAAAUCAGGGGUUAAUAUUGAUGCUUCUGCUGGAGAUGAUGUAUGUGAGCAGUGCAGCUGUGGCUGCAGUGAAAGGAGAUUUGUUGAUGUGUUCAUUGGGCUUCUUGCUUUAGUACUCACAUUCAUUCUCGCUGUAUGAGAUACCCGUCUGUGAUGCAGCGUUCUGUUAUACUGCGUUUUUUUAUAAUAUUGAUGGUUUCUAGAGCCGUGGCUUCAUAAUGAUAGUCUUAAGAGGUGGAUUGAUUCAGGUAGGACACCACUAAAGGCCUGGGUGGAAUUGAUAAAAGGCUUGUAAACAAAAACUGUUUAGAGAUGACCAUAUUACCGUGUUAAUUUACAAUUAUUAUUAAAGUGCAGUGCAGUUUUCUGAGAGGAGACGUUAUAUUCAGCAUUUUUGAAGGAGUCUCUAGUACCAGAGCUUUGUAACAGCUGUUAUAAGUUUCCAGCACUGGAGCAUAAUCAGGACAGUUUUCCAGAAACACGACAAGCUGUAUUUUUGUGUAAUUGUUAUCAAGAAAAACCAUUUGGGAUGUGGCGUUAUUGGAAAGGAAUCAACAUCAGUGUGGCAAAGCAAUAAUUUAACUGAAUUCGUGAAUUUGUUUUAAUUUGUAUAGCAUUUUGAACAAUAGACAUUGUCUUAAAGCAGCUUUACAGAGAUAAAGAUUCUAUAAGUUUGUUUCCUUGUAAUUGUACGUUUGUUCAUAAUGAACGAGGCAAUGGCAAGAAAGAUGGUACGAGGAAGAAACCUUGAGUGGAACCAGACUCGAAAGGGAACCCAUCAUCCUCAUCACUAAAUGUCCAUUCAUUACAGUUUCAUCAUUGUUGAGCGAGUCAGAUUUUCCAGCUGUGAGAACUGGAGAGACGCGCACACACACACACACACACAAGCCCCAUCGGAGCGAGUAAACAACGCCUCGCUUCCCCCAAGCUGCAGCAGGAUGGCAAGGCUUCUCCUGCUUCUUCUCAGUCUCAGUGUGUGCCGCACCGGAGGCGGCAUUGACGUGGACAUGGAGGGCAGAUACUGGGACUGGGGCUCUGGCUUGCGCGAGCUGUUGCACAGCUUCCCUGCUCACAGUCCCUUUGUUACAGAGACGCCUGGACAUGUAGCGAACUGCACUCAGCGCUUCUGGCUGCCACCGUCCUCUCCUGUGUGUUGGGAAGACAUAGCAGGGCCAGAAGAGUUUGAGAAGACCCGUCUGCUAGUGCUGCAGAACCGAGCAGCACUCCAUGCCGUGACUGAGGCCAGCGGUCUGGAGGAGGGAGGAGUCUCUUAUGAGCAGCAAGCGAUGACGGAUGUCCAAGGGGUACGGGAAGAUCACCUGAGCAUUUCUCAGACUGUAGAAUCCAUGCAGAAGGUCUUCCUCGACCUGGACAAGAAGAGAAAGGAGGGUGGAGGACAUGAUACCUUUGCAAGUAUAAAGGAGCGGAUUGCAAACACCACAAACUCCUUAAACAUCAAGGAAGAAAUGGCAACUCUUUUGGAGCAGCGUCUCUCUAAACUCGAGAGGACAUUGGAUGCCAUACAGCUUCGACUGACCCGACUACUAAACUAAUGAAUGAAGUUACAGCAGAUGUUUGACACGUUCCAAUGCCUGUGAGGAAACUGGGUUUUGCACCUAAAGCAUGACUUUCUCUAUUGUAUUAUACCUCUGAUUUUAUGUUCUGAGUAGGUCACAUGAUGAUGUAUUGAUAUCAUGAGAGCUUACUUCAGGAUCUCUUUCAUACAGGAUUGGAAAUACUUUCAAAACUGAACACCUCUAUGGUUACUAAUUGUUAGGAAAAUCAAAUGUUAAAUAUAUUUAUAUUCUUUUUUUUGCUGCUUGACAGCUGUUUAUAUAUUUUAUAAAUAUACAUCAAAUCACUA
Molecule: messenger RNA, 3202 nt
Organism: Silurus meridionalis
Lineage: Eukaryota; Metazoa; Chordata; Actinopteri; Siluriformes; Siluridae
Exons: 4
Coding region: 2133-2891 (252 amino acids)
Source: RefSeq, a predicted model, not a curated record